GUGUGUGUGUGUGUGUGUGUGUGUGUGUGUGUGUGUGUGUGUGUGUGUGUGUGUGUGUGUGUGUGUGUGUGUGUGUGUGUGUGUGUGUGUGUGUGUGUGUGUGUGUGUGUGUGUGUGUGUGUGUGUGUGUGUGUGUGUGUGUGUGUGUGUGUGUGUGUGUGUGUGUGUGUGUGUGUGUGUGUGUGUGUGUGUGUGUGUGUGUGUGUGUGGUGUGUGUGUGUGUGUGUGUGUGUGUGUGUGGGCGGUGUUACAGGAAGCAGCAGCCAGCUCCAUAACCAGGAACUAAUGUGACACCAGGUCUCCACACAGACAGCAGCUGCAGCUCCCGUUACUGUGGUGAUCACUGUGUAAGGAAGGUCCAUCACCGCCAGCCGCUGGAACCCGCGUGGCUGCACACUAACGCUGCCAGGACCAGGAGCGUUCCCCACGGACACCGUGCUCCACCGGCCCUGGUGUAGCGGGGAGCCCAGCUAGACGGUUUUGUGCACGGUGCUGAGGAUUAAGCCAUGGGCAACGCUCAUAAACCACCAGCGACUGAGACCGAGGCCGUGGGUCCAGAAACCCAGCAGGGAGACAGCAAUGACAUCGUGGUCACCCUCUAUGACUAUCCUCUGCCAUCCAUCAGUCAACCUGUCUACAGGAUGGGCCAGAAGCUGCGGAUCGUGGCUGAGGAAGGAGAUUGGUGGCGUGUGAAGCCGCUGACUGCUGGUCCUGAGAGCAGCAUCCCGCGAGCCUGCGUUGCCCGAGUCUAUCAUGGCUGGCUCUUUGAAGGGAUCGGAAGAAGGAAGGCAGAGGAGUUAUUGCAGCUGCCUGAUAACAGAACAGGUUCCUUCUUGAUAAGGCAGAGUGAAAGCCAGAAAGGAACGUAUUGCCUCUCCGUCAAGCACUCCAGUGAUGCCCGCAACAAGUUUGUCAAGCACUAUCGGAUCUUCCGCUUGCCCAACCGCUGGUAUUACAUCCAGCAACGUCUGACCUUCCAGUGCUUGGAGGACAUGGUCAACCACUACUCAGAGGUUGCUGAUGGACUGUGCUGUCUACUGACCCACCCCUGCCUGGCUCAGCUCAGCACGGAAUGUCCCCACCAGCCCGUGGUCAUGAGGAACAGUAACUUCAACUGGAGAAAUGUCAACAGGGCGGAGCUGAUGGGUGACAUCUCAUCGCGCAGGGACGACCCCGUUCUCAGCUACGGCCUGAGGCACAGCGUCGCUUCCUACAUGAGCCUGGCGCAGAUGGAUGACCACGCGGUGAAGAGCGGCAGCAAGAAGAGGUGGCACCAAUCCCUCAGACCCAGUGGGCAGGCCCGCCACAGUUGCCUCCUCCCCUCACCCACACAUCUCCUCUACGAGGAUGACUUUGAGUGAUGGCACCCCUUAUGGCUGGACACCAUUAUAAGGAUGACCGCAUGAUGGCACCUCUAAUGGUGGGACCCACGAUGAUGACUUUGAGUAACGUGCGCCCCUCAUAAUGGCCACCAUGACCAUAACCUCUAAUGUGGAGCACCCCUUAUGGUAGAACACCCAUUGUAUGGAUGAACUUGAGUGGAGUGCCCCUUAGAAUGGACACCAUGAUGAUGACUUUGAAUAAUGUGCACCCCUUAUAAUGGACAUGGCUUCUAUUGAGGAGCACCCCUUAUGGCCAGACACCCUUAUAAGGAUGACCGCUCGGUGGCACCUCCAAGGGUGGGACACCAUGAUGAUGGCUUCUAACGAGGGGCACCCUGUAUAAUCAUGACUUGGAGCGAGCUCCCGUGUGAUGGAUCACCGACAGGAGCUUGUCGUUGAAUGAUCAGCCUCUUCUGAUGGGACAAGGAUGACUUCAAAUAAUGAGUUCCCCUUACAGUGAAAACCAUGGGGAUGACUUUGAUGGACAUCCACUAUGGGGGCGUCAUUGAAUGAUGAGCACCUUAUGAUGUACGUCGGGAUGUGAACUUCAUGACUUCAAAUGAUGUGCUGCCCUUGUGAUGGAUCGCCCAUUGGAAAGAUGACCGAGUGGAGGCUCCCUCUACAGUGGAACACCAGAUGGUGAUGUCACUGAAUGAUGAGCUCCCCUCACCUGUUGUGGACAACCUACACCUGAACGUUACCUGUCAUGUCGGGGGUGCCUUGCUGGACACCAGGUGGGAUGGCUGCUCUCCACGUCCCUUCACUGGCCUUUAGCAGAGUUUAUCUUCAGAGUUGAUCUUGGUGGACACUGUCCACUCAUCACACCAAGAAUUCAGCGUUGUACGCUGAUUAUUUACGUUACUCAACAGCACAGGUGACUCUGCGGAGCGGGAAACGCCAGAUAAUUCAGGGGAAGUUUGGACAAUCUUAUGCCUUCCCUGAUUAGAGAUGGUAAAUAUUGAGAGCUGCCCUGUGGUCACAAGGAAGAUGAUGUUCCUGCCCUGUGAUGGUGUAUUUCCCAUGGCCAGGUGUGGUCUCUGGUUGGAGAUAUCUCCACAUUCUUGCACCAAUCAACAGCUGGAGUGGGGGUUGUGGUGACAGGGGGCUACACUAGACUGAGUGUGAUUGUCAGAUCAGCCUGACUCACAACACUGCCCCGGGGGAGGAGAGACAAGGGACCUUCAGUGUCAGAAACCUGAUGCACAAACAAUGCAGAGUCUCACUUUCAUCCAUCUGAACCGGCAUCGCAAAAAUGGACAAGGGCACUGUCAGAACAAUAAAGUUUACAUUAAAAAUG
Molecule: messenger RNA, 2679 nt
Organism: Leucoraja erinaceus (little skate)
Lineage: Eukaryota; Metazoa; Chordata; Chondrichthyes; Rajiformes; Rajidae
Product: src-like-adapter
Exons: 8
Coding region: 507-1361 (284 amino acids)
Source: RefSeq, a predicted model, not a curated record